AUGCACGACGACGCGAAUACUGCAGAACGCAUGCGCGAAAGAAGGUGGGGGAGGCCCCUCGAAAUCCCGCAGUGUGCAGCAGAGAGAGCCUCAAACGUGUAUACGCAACACGCGGGAGGCAAUUGGGGUGCAAGCGCAGAAGAAGAGGCAGUUCGUGGGGAGGCGAUGGCUCAGGUUCCUUGGGAAGUGCUUUCUCGACAGCCAGUGGAGGCUUCUGCUGCGCUCAAGCAGUUGCGGCUGUGCUACCGAAGCAUCCGCAAAGCUGCUGCUGCAGCCGAGGGUGCCGCCACUGCUCAGGGAGUGUUGCAGCAGGAAAUCCUUGGCAGCCUCAAGACUGCGCAUGCUGCUCUCAGCGAGGUGCUGCUCGCUGAAGCGAAGGAGCCGGCUGCAGAAGCGAGUCUGCGAAGGAAUGCUUGCUUCGAGGCAGUACGCAUUCGAUUCGUGCCUGAACUUGACGGGGUGUGGCUAGCCUUCACGGAGACGCGACCAGCAACCCUUAGCAGCUACAGCAACGUCAGCAAGCACAGCAGCAGCAAGAGCGGCAGUAAGGGGGGAGCAGCCGCCCUCGGCUUUUUGUUGCCAGAUCUGCACAGCAAUGACGGGACGCUUCUCCUGUCCGUGGAGACAACAGCGCUCGUCUUUACUCCCAAAGUGGGAGACCUCAUCACGUGUUUAGCCCAGACGGUGCGUCCUGCAGUUGUGCGACUGCUGUGGCUUGGUCACUUUACCGCCGUCGUCCACCGAGAGCAUCUAGGGGCAAGAUUCCACUAUCAAGAGGAGUGCAAGGCGUACGUACACCACAAGGACAAGAGCCGCCGUAUCGAGGAUAAGGCGUUCGUUCGCAUCCACAUCAUCGAGGUUCCAAAAUCGCACAGUGGAGAUCGCGUUGCCAUACGCGGCUCUGUGUUAGCCCGCGGCUCGGGGCCUCUUGCUCCUGCUUCUGUGGAGCUCAGCACGCUGUCUGUUGCUGCAUCGCGCGAACCGCCGGCUGCGUGGGCCCUUGUGGCCCACACUGUUGCUGCAGGCUUAUAG
Cyclospora cayetanensis is the source of this 1032-nucleotide messenger RNA. RefSeq lists its product as uncharacterized. The record is from RefSeq and is a predicted model, not a curated record. Bases 1 to 1032 code for a protein of 343 amino acids. The transcript has 7 exons. NCBI's taxonomy places the organism in Eukaryota, Apicomplexa, Conoidasida, Eucoccidiorida, Eimeriidae.